Molecule: messenger RNA, 1693 nt
Organism: Melospiza melodia melodia
Lineage: Eukaryota; Metazoa; Chordata; Aves; Passeriformes; Passerellidae
Gene: NLE1
Product: notchless homolog 1
Exons: 13
Coding region: 16-1467 (483 amino acids)
Biological process (GO): ribosomal large subunit assembly; Notch signaling pathway
Cellular component (GO): nucleolus
Molecular function (GO): protein binding
Source: RefSeq, a predicted model, not a curated record
GGGGCGGGCGCGCACAUGGCCGCGAACAUGUCGCCGGACGAGGAGGAUGUGCAGCGGCUCCUGAUCCAAUUUCGCGAUGAGGCAGGGGAGUGCCUGGGCUCCCCCUUCGACGUGCCGGUCACCAUCACUCCGGACAAGCUGCAGCUGGUCUGCAACGCCCUCCUGCAGAAGGAUGAGCCGGUGCCUCUGGCCUUCUUCGUGCACGAUGCCGAGAUCGUGGCGUCGCUGGAGAAGACCCUGGCAGGGCAGAGCGUGGAGACAGAGAAGGUCCUGGACAUCAUCUACCAGCCGCAGGCGGUGUUCAGGGUGCGGGCGGUCACACGCUGCACCAGCUCCCUGGAGGGACACACCGAGGCCGUCAUCUCGGUGGCUUUCAGCCCCACGGGAAAGUACCUGGCGAGCGGCUCUGGAGACACCACUGUCCGUUUCUGGGACCUGAGCACGGAAACGCCGCAGUUCACGGCCAAAGGUCACCGGCACUGGGUGCUCAGCAUUGCUUGGUCACCUGAUGGCAAGAAACUGGCCUCGGGCUGCAAGAACAGCCAGAUCUUCCUCUGGGACCCGGCCACUGGCAGCCAGAUCGGCCGGGUGCUCUCUGGCCACUCCAAAUGGAUCACGUGGCUGUGCUGGGAGCCGCUGCACAGAAACCCAGAGUGCCGUUACCUGGCCAGUGCCUCCAAGGACUGCAGCAUCCGCAUCUGGGACACGCUGAUGGGCAGGUGUGACAAGAUCCUCACGAGCCACACGCAGUCCGUGACCUGUGUGAAAUGGGGGGGCGAUGGUUUGCUCUACUCCUCCUCCCAGGACAGGACCAUCAAAGUCUGGAGGAGCCAGGAUGGUGUGCUGUGCCGCACGCUGCAGGGCCACGCUCACUGGGUGAACACCAUGGCCCUGAGCACCGACUACGUUCUCCGCACGGGCGCCUUCGAGCCGGCCGAGGCCACCAUCAACCCCCAGGAUGUCAAAGGCUCCUUGUCGGAACUGAAAGAGAGGGCACUGCAGAGGUACAACCAAGUCCGGGGCCAGGAACCAGAAAGGCUUGUCUCGGGGUCAGAUGAUUUCACCCUGUUUCUUUGGAGACCAGCAGAAGACAAGAAGCCACUGGAGAGAAUGACAGGCCACCAGGCAUUGAUUAACCAAGUCCUGUUCUCGCCAGACACCCGGACCAUCGCUAGUGCCUCCUUUGACAAGUCCAUAAAGCUCUGGGAUGGUAGGACAGGAAAGUACCUGACAUCGCUGCGGGGCCACGUCUCGGCCGUGUACCAGAUCGCCUGGUCAGCCGACAGCCGCUUGCUGGUGAGCGGCAGCAGCGACAGCACCCUCAAGGUCUGGGAUGCCAAGACAAAGAAAUUGGCCAUCGAUCUGCCCGGCCACGCAGAUGAGGUGUAUGCAGCGGAUUGGAGCCCGGACGGACAGAGGGUGGCGAGCGGAGGGAAGGACAAGUGUUUGCGGAUAUGGCGUCGAUAGGAGCAGUGCCAUGGAGCUGGUCCUGCCCUCAGCACAGUCCUGGGACAUCUCCACGGUGAUGGAUGAAGAGAUUGACCCAACACAGCUCCGUGUUCCCGUUGGCAGCUCUCCCUCAUGGACUCUUUCCUUAUAUUUAUUUAAGGAAAUUUUAAUUUUAGUUCUUAUUAAGAGCUGUGCAUUGUAGGAUGAUUUCCUCUGAACAUCACAGGAGCGAUAUCUCAUCUGC